Molecule: messenger RNA, 2301 nt
Organism: Pectinophora gossypiella (pink bollworm)
Lineage: Eukaryota; Metazoa; Arthropoda; Insecta; Lepidoptera; Gelechiidae
Product: facilitated trehalose transporter Tret1-like
Exons: 4
Coding region: 1-2301 (766 amino acids)
Biological process (GO): transmembrane transport; carbohydrate transport
Cellular component (GO): membrane
Molecular function (GO): sugar transmembrane transporter activity
Source: RefSeq, a predicted model, not a curated record
AUGGCUGGGUCGCGGGAACGAUUGCUGUACGAGAGAAGAUCAGACUUUGAAUACGAAUACGAAACCAGACGCAGAUACUACGAACCAAGAUACGACAGACGACCCGACAGGCGAGACCGAAGGGUCGAAUACGAACGGCCUCGAAGGAAAAAUGGUUACGUUUAUGAAGAUAUCUAUUCAGAUUUCGACGAGGCACAAGGUCGACUAUCCCUAUUCCGGCCUAUCAGACCCGAAUAUUUAAACCUGCCGACGACCUACGAAGCGAAGUACAACUCUUUACCAAGAAAUUACAACAGUACCUAUUAUUAUGAGGAACGCAACGCGCGUAGGUACAAGAAAGAUUAUUAUGAUUUCCGAAUCGACAACGAGAGGAAACGGCCGCGAGAAUCUUAUGAACGCACUCCUGAAGCUAGGAGGAAGAACACAGAGAAUUACGAUCGCCGACCAAUGAUAGAUACUAAAGCUACCCAAAAUUCUAAACCGAAAAACGUUGCAGUGUGCAAACCUUUACGCUUGAGUGAGAAAAACGCGCGCUACUGGACAUCUGAAACGCCAGACAAGAAAAACCGACCAAAGAAAACUGAAGAGGUUAAGAAAAAUGUGAAAUUUUCGGAAGUCUCCGGUUGUAAUCGGAAGAUGGUGGUGGACGAUCCGGUUUGUGGUAGGAAAGUAGUGCCAGUGAGGGAGUUGGAAGUGUCUUUGGACCAGAUGAUACAAAAUGGUUACUUUGAGAAGCAUAAUAUUCCGAUAAGGGCGAUGGUGCGAGCCAGCGCGGUGUGUACGGAGGCCGCGCCGGGCCCCGUGCCAAACGGGAAAUGCUUAUCAGUGGAAAGCGGGAAGGAAAGGCAAACUCUGCGUAGAACUAGACAUCUACCUCAGGUCCUAGCGGCUCUGGCAGUAUCUCUAGCACCGUUCUCGGCUGGGCUUGGCAAGGGGUACAGCUCUCCUGCCAUAGCAUCUCUGCAGGGGCCUGGGGCCAACGCCACCCGGCGGGACUUCCAGCUCACGGACCAGCAGGCCUCGUGGCUCGCGUCACUCUCCUUUCUUGGCGCCUUGUUCGGCGGCAUGGCGGGCGGUGCUGCAAUGCGGCACGGCAGACGGCGCGUGCUGUCGCUGGCUGCAGCACCGUGCAGCCUGUCCUGGCUGUUGACGGUGCUGGCCACGUCAGUGCGCAUGAUGUGCGUCACCGCCUUCCUCGGUGGCUUCUGCUGCUCCAUACUCACAAUGCUGUCGCAGGUGUACAUCAGUGAGAUAUCGGUGCCUGACAUCCGCGGCUGUCUGUCCGCAGUCUUGAAGAUCGUCGGCCAUCUUGGAGUCCUGUUCAGCUUCACCAUCGGCGCGUACCUGGACUGGCAGCAACUCGCCCUUUGCAUAUCCGCUGCUCCUCUACUUCUAUUCUGCACUGUCCUAUACAUACCAGAAACACCAAGCUACCUCGUUUUGAUUGGAAAAGACGAAGAAGCGUACAAGAGUCUGCUCUGGUUGAGAGGGCCAAACUCCGAUGUCGCCCAAGAACUAGCCACGAUAAGAACCAACGUUCUGGCCAGCAAGAACUUCAGCCAACGCCAAAGUCAAAUGUCUGGAAAUCCGCUCUUGGGUUCUGUUGACGCUAGAACCAUCAAUAGAUUGCUGGGCCCCAUUUUAGUAACUUGUGGCCUGAUGAUGUUUCAAAGAUUCUCCGGUGCUCAUGCGUUUUCGUUUUACGCUGUCCCAAUAUUCAGAAAGACUUUUGGAGGUAUGAACCCUCAUGGAGCAGCGAUUGCUGUGUCAUUUGUCCAACUCUUAGCGUCUUGUCUCUCUGGUCUACUCAUCGACACCGUUGGAAGAUUGCCGUUGUUAAUAGUCAGUUCUGUCCUAAUGUCUAUGGCUUUAGCAGGAUUCGGCAGCUACGCAUACUAUGAAGAAGUCCAUCGCAACCAAAGAAUUCAGAAUGUAAUGUUCCACCAGACUAUAGGCCAGAAUGACUGGAUACCUCUGCUAUGCGUAUUAGUAUUUACAAUAGCAUUCUCCUUAGGAAUGAGUCCUAUAUCUUGGCUUCUGAUUGGGGAAUUGUUUCCUUUGGAAUACAGAGCGUUUGGUAGUGCAAUGGCUACAGCAUUUAGCUACCUCUGCGCUUUUGUAGGGGUGAAAACGUUUGUGGACUUCCAACAGGCUUUGGGGCUCCAUGGGGCAUUCUGGUUGUACGCCUCUAUAAGUGUUGGGGGACUGUGCUUUGUGGUAUGCUGUGUUCCUGAGACAAAAGGUAAGGAUCUGGAUGAAAUGGAUCCGAAUUAUGUCCAGAGUCUUUCGCCAAAAAGGUAA